Dioscorea cayenensis subsp. rotundata (Guinea yam) is the source of this 894-nucleotide messenger RNA. Its product is annotated as receptor-like protein EIX2. The transcript has a single exon. NCBI's taxonomy places the organism in Eukaryota, Viridiplantae, Streptophyta, Magnoliopsida, Dioscoreales, Dioscoreaceae. The record is from RefSeq and is a predicted model, not a curated record. Gene Ontology annotation, molecular function: protein binding. The coding region runs from base 1 to 894 and encodes 297 amino acids.
AUGACUUCAUUGAGGAUCCUCACCUUGAAAGCCAAUAAUUUCACAGGUAACUUGCCAUUAUUAUCCAAUCUCACGUCACUUCAUUUCUUGGAUUUUUCCCACAACUCAUUUGUAGGAAGCAUACCACAAUCAUAUGGUAACCUCAUGGGUAUGAUAAACAUUAAUAUGAAUGGAAGAGCAAUAAUGUUUCCUUAUGAUACAUUUGCAAAGAACCGGCUCGGAAUUAAGAUUAUUGUCUUUACAAAAGGAUUAGAACUCCCAUAUGGAAGCAUUCUUUCAUCUCUUGUAUUCAUAGAUCUCUCUGCAAAUAAUCUAUCAGGCCAAAUUCCAAAAGAAAUAGUUAACUUAGCUGAAUUGCAAAACUUAAAUUUAUCAUCUAAUAAUCUAUUAGGUGCAAUCCCCAGUGAUAUUGGCUUAAUGCAAAAAUUGGAAUCUCUUGAUCUCUCAAGAAAUGAACUCAUUGGGUUGAUACCUCUUAGCCUCUCCACAUUAAAUUUUUUAGAAAUUUUAAAUUUGUCACACAAUAACUUAUUUGGGAAAAUCCCAUACGUGAACCAUUUGAUCACUUUCAAUAAUCCAUCUAGUUAUGUUGGCAAUCUCAAUCUUUGUGGAGCUCCUAUAGAGAAGAAUUGCACAAGUGAUGAACCACCAUCAAAUGCCCAUAAUCAAGAAGAUGAAGAUGAUAAUGAUAGUCAAUCCACUUGGUUUUACAUUGGUUUGAUGCCAGGAUUUGUGGUUGGGUUUUGGAUAGUGUGGGGAAUACUACUUUUCAAAAAAGAAUGGAGACGAAUUUAUUUCAUAUGUCUGGACCACAUGUAUGACAUGAUAUAUGUAAAAAUAGUAGUCACUAUAUCCAAGAUCAAGAGAGCUCUUGCUGUAAUGAACUCAAAGUAA